AUGGAAGGAAGAAGGCGAGAAGUGGUCGUUUCAUCUCUUCAAUUCUCCUGCUCCGACGAUAUCUCCUCCAACGUCGCCGCCGCCGAAAGGCUGGUCAGAGAAGCACACGCUAAAGGAGCAAACAUCGUCCUUAUUCAGGAACUUUUUGAGGGAUAUUACUUCUGUCAAGCUCAAAGAGAGGAUUUCUUUCAGCGAGCCAAGCCUUACAAGAACCAUCCUACCAUUGCAAGGAUGCAGAAUCUGGCAAAGGAGUUGGGUGUCGUGAUACCGGUUAGCUUCUUUGAGGAAGCUAAUAAUGCACAUUACAACUCUAUUGCCAUUAUCGAUGCUGAUGGGGCUGAUCUUGGGAUUUAUAGGAAGUCUCAUAUUCCUGAUGGACCUGGUUACCAAGAGAAGUUUUAUUUUAAUCCUGGUGACACUGGCUUUAAGGUAGUUUUCCAGACAAAGUUUGCAAAGAUUGGAGUAGCAAUAUGUUGGGAUCAGUGGUUUCCUGAGGCAGCUCGAGCUAUGGUUCUACAGGGUGCUGAAGUUUUGUUUUAUCCCACCGCCAUUGGUUCUGAACCCCAAGACCAGGGUUUGGAUUCGCGUGAUCAUUGGAGGAGAGUCAUGCAAGGGCAUGCUGGAGCCAACGUGGUGCCUCUAGUCGCUUCAAAUCGCAUAGGGAAGGAAGUGAUUGAAACUGAGCAUGGACCAAGUCAGAUCACUUUCUAUGGGAACUCCUUCAUUGCUGGACCAACUGGUGAAAUUGUGGCUGAGGCUGAUGACAAAACGGAAGCUGUUCUUGUGGAAAAGUUCGAUCUUGAGCAGAUCAAGUCGAAAAGGCAAAGUUGGGGAGUGUUCCGUGACCGCCGUCCAGAGUUGUACAAGGUGCUUCUCACAAUGGACGGUAACCUUUGAAAGCUUUUGAUGUUGAAAGAUUUCUUGUUACCUGUUUGAGUUGCUUUAAGAUGACACUGGGGAAAAAAUCUGUCACUAAUAUUACUGGCUUGAUAUUGGCAACUCAAAAAAUAAAUACAGCCCAAAAUCUGUUGUGGCUCUUUCAUGAACAGAGUACAUGAAUCAUUUGUGUUUGUCGUUUACUUAACGAAUAAUGUAAGUGUCAAAUGAAAAAGGAAGACGUCAUAUUCCUCUCUCUGAGCGUUUUCUCUGUGAGGUUAUUCAGCACUUCAUCACUUGGACCGCAUACAUCAACG
Messenger RNA from Eruca vesicaria subsp. sativa (arugula), 1193 nucleotides. NCBI's taxonomy places the organism in Eukaryota, Viridiplantae, Streptophyta, Magnoliopsida, Brassicales, Brassicaceae. The record is from the annotation of a GenBank genome assembly.